Pelagomonas calceolata is the source of this 1281-nucleotide messenger RNA. The record is from the annotation of a GenBank genome assembly. NCBI's taxonomy places the organism in Eukaryota, Pelagophyceae, Pelagomonadales, Pelagomonadaceae.
CGCCAGGGCAGCACGACUCGCUGCCCAGCGCGAGCAGCACGCAACGAUGAUGGGGGCCGCAGCGCUUCUGUGCGUGGUGAGCUUGUUAGAAGCCGCGGCUGGCAGCUACGUCAUGGACGACAGUAGCAUCAGAACGGCAGUCGCUGCGUGGGUCUCAGACAGCGCUGCUGCCGAGGCGGCGUACGGCCAUAUUUCUACUUGGGAGACUGGCGGGGUGACGGGCAUGAUGUAUUUGUUUUGCGGGACCUCAGCCGACUACUCUGGUUACUGCAACUCGGCCGCGGCGUCCUUUAACGAGGACAUUGGCGCGUGGGACACCUCCGGCGUCACGAACAUGCGCGGGAUGUUCUACAAAGCCUCGGCCUUCAACCAGGACCUCGGUGGUUGGGCGGUCCACAGUGUCACGGAUAUGGAUGUGAUGUUCUACUACGCCUCGGCCUUUAACCAGGACAUCGGCGCAUGGGACACCUCCGGCGUCACGACGAUGCCUGCGAUGUUCGCUUUUGCCUCGUCCUUCGCCCAGGACCUCGGCUGGUGCGUGGACGACGACGUGGACCUUACAAGCGCAUUCCACCACACCCCGUGCGCGUCGACGUCGUGCGGCGUCAAGCAAGUGGCAGGCGGCUGCGCGCCGACGUCAGCGCCGACGCCCGUACCGACGCCCGCACCGACGACGCCCGCACCGACGACGUCCGCGCCGACCGCGCCGACGCCCCCGCCGACAGUCACGCCCCGCAAAAAUUCGAGCUCCCGCGGCGGUCCCAUUCUGUUCAAAGGCGACGGUGCCCUUUUAGGGCUACUGUUUGCCGUCGGCGCGUGUUACUUCUGCUGCCGUCGGGAUAAGGCCGACGAGCCGAGUAGCGCCAAUCCAGAGCCGACCGAACUACCGCCACCUGAUGAGGAGUCUCUGGAGACGCGCGCCGCCGCCAAAGCCAAGGCCGCGGAGACCGCCGAGCGCCCGGGCUACACGAGGAAGCUGUCCUCGUUCCUGUUCGGGGAGCAGGAAGAAGAGCCCACCGCCCUCACCGUCGCGGAAGCCGAGGAGGCACCUUCGGCCGAGCAGCCGCCUCCGCCGACGCCUGCCGAGCCUGCCGCGCCGAAAGCCGAGGAGACGUACAACCAGAUCGCCGCCUGGUACAACGAGCCGGAGAACGCCGCGCUACGCGCAAGAUGGGGCGCGUUCCCGAACCCCGAAGACUUCCAGACAUGGCCCGGCUUCGUCGCGGUGACGAACGCAUUCCUCGACCGCGAGGCCGGCUAGUAGUCUUAAUACACCCGACC